Messenger RNA from Microcebus murinus (gray mouse lemur), 2612 nucleotides. Lineage: Eukaryota; Metazoa; Chordata; Mammalia; Primates; Cheirogaleidae. The record is from RefSeq and is a predicted model, not a curated record.
UGGGUGGGCAGCGGGGACGGGGCUCCCCAAGCUCUCUGUCAGCCUUCCCGGUGGUGUCCUGGCACGUGGGAGAAGCAGACAGGAAGGACAGUCCCCCUGCCAUUUUCCAAUCCUGCUGCUGCCUCCAGGCAGAGAGAAUUGUUCCCAUUUGAUGGAUGGAGCAACUGAGGUUCCAGACAGAAAGUGACCUUCCCAAUGGCAGCCAGCCUGGCGGUGGCAGGAAGGAGUAGGGGUUAAAACUGGGUGGCGGUCAGACUGCUUGGUUUGGGUGGCUCUCCUAAUGAACAGCUAUGCAACCAAAGGAGUGCUAGAAUCUCUCUGGGCCUCAGUUUUCAUACCUGUAAAAUGGGCCUUACAGUACCGUCACCUCCCAGUCAUGGUAAGACUAAACGGGAGGCAGCACAGUGUGUGUCUCACAGUUGUACUCGGUAAAUGUUAACUAGUGAUGUCAUUUACUCAUUCAUUUAACAACUCUUUAUUGAGUAUCUGCUAAAUGCCAGAUACUGAACAAGCCUGACAAGGAGCUCCUCAUGCAGCUCACAUUCGAACCAGGGCUGUGGACAGUAGACAGAUACUAUCCAAGAGCACCUACUCCACACCCAAACCUGAGCUGCUCCAACUCCUUCUCACAAUGACACCGCUGGAUGCAGGGUUGUCAUGCCCAGUGUGGAACGAGGAAGGCUCUGGGAGGGGAUGGGGGGCAACUUCUCAAGGCUGUGUGGCUUUGGAGGCAGAGUGGAGAUUCAGGCCCAUGCUGGUAGGAGCUCAGGUGGCUUCUAAUGUAAACACACCAUUUACCAGGAGCCAGUUCUGAGCACGGCCCCCUCCCUGGCAGGGCAGCACCACCAGUUCAUGGACAGCUGUCCUAUUCCACAGAUUAGGGGACUGGGGAUCCCAGAGAGCCAGAGACCUGACCUGAACCCACAGCUGGCAGAUGGGGACCUGUGAGGGUGUCUCCUACAGCCAGCUGGGGGAGUGGCCUGAAGCCCUCACCCCAGGCUGGGCUUCCUGCAGGGAGAAGCAGUGUGUGUGUGUGGGGGGUAUACGUGGGGUGAGGGGCGCCCUAUAUCCAAGACACUUCCUCAUCAGGCUCUCCAGAGUGGGGUUGGACAGGGGAGGUGGACAAAGGCCCAGUGGGGGAGAGACACGGCCCAGCCCCCGCAGCCUGGGAACAAGAGGAGCUUUCGCUGGCAUUGGCAUCGGUUUCUAUGGUAACAGCGAGACCAGUGAUGGGGUGUCCCAGCUCAGCUCAGCCCUGCUGCAUGCCAACCACACGCUCAGCGCCAUUGAUCACCUGGUGCUGGAGACAGUGGAGACGCUGGGCGAGGCAGUGAGGACAGAGCUGACCACCCUGGAGGAGGUGCUCGAGCAGCGCACGGAGCUGGUGGCUGCUGCCCGGGCAGCUCGGCGGCAGACAGAGGCUGUGGCCCAGCAGCUGCAGGGGCUGGCCUUCUGGCAAGGUGUGCCCCUGAGCCCCCUGCAGGUGGCCGAAGGCGUGUCCUUCGUGGAGGAGUACAGGUGGCUGGCCUAUGUCCUCCUGCUACUCCUGGAGCUGCUGGUCUGCCUCUUCACCCUCCUGGGCCUGGCGAAGCAGAGCAAGUGGCUGGUGAUUGUGAUGACAGUCAUGAGUCUCCUGGUUCUCAUUCUGAGCUGGGGCUCCAUGGGCCUGGAGGCAGCUACCGCGGUGGGCCUCAGUGACUUCUGCUCCAACCCGGACACCUACGUCCUGAACCUGACCCAGGAGGAGACAGGGCUCAGCUCAGACAUCCUGAGCUAUUAUUUUCUCUGCAACCAGGCCGUCUCCAACCCCUUUCAACAGAGGCUGACUCUGUCCCAGCGAGCUCUGGCCAACAUCCACUCCCAGCUGCAGGGCCUGGAGCGAGAAGCUGUCCCUCAGUUCCCUGCAGCGCAGAAGCCUCUGUUGUCCUUGGAGGAGACGCUGAAUGUGACAGAAGGAAACUUCCACCAGUUGGUGGCACUGCUGCACUGUCGCGGCCUGCACAAGGACUAUGGUGCAGCCCUGAGGGGCCUGUGUGAAGAUGCCCUGGAAGGCUUGCUCUUCCUGCUGCUCUUCUCCCUGCUGUCUGCAGGGGCCCUGGCCACUGCCCUCUGCAGCCUGCCCCGUGCCUGGGCCCUCUUCCCACCCAGGAAUCCAAGCGCUUCGUGCAGUGGCAGUCGUCUAUCUGAGCCUCUCCUCCCUGCCAGACUGGAGCCUGCCUCCCCUCUUCGUUCCUUCCCUGGCUGCCGGAGAAGACCCCACUAAUCCAGCCUGACUGGGCUCUGACCACUAACACUCCUGGCCACGGACACCUGCACAGGACCACCUCCCUGCCCUGGCCCCUAGGGCUCCCGUCUCUGUCCUUAGCCCUGGGAAUAGCUGAGUGGGCAGACUAGGAGGGACCAAGGCUGGCAGGGGAGGGGCAGACGGAUAGCCCCACACCCCUUAACUCGGGCUGCCAGUCCCAUACUUGAAGGGACUGAGCUGGGGGUGGGGGACAUGAGUCCUCCCUGUUGCCCCUGCAACAGUGGGCUCCGGGCCCCUGAUCUCAACUUGUGGCACUAACUUGGAAAAGGGUUGAUUUAAAAUAAAAGGGAAGACUUUAUUUUACAAG